This is a messenger RNA of Pangasianodon hypophthalmus (striped catfish), 1329 nucleotides long. It is a transcript of the gene atoh1c, whose product is annotated as atonal bHLH transcription factor 1c. NCBI's taxonomy places the organism in Eukaryota, Metazoa, Chordata, Actinopteri, Siluriformes, Pangasiidae. The record is from RefSeq and is a predicted model, not a curated record. Gene Ontology annotation, molecular function: protein dimerization activity. The coding region runs from base 569 to 1243 and encodes 224 amino acids. The transcript has a single exon.
CUCCUCCUCCUCCUCCUCCUCAGUGACCCCAAAAAGCCACAUGUCUGGCGUGAAUGCUCUUUUGUUUCUCAGGGGUGCACUGGAGGAGUCUGGAUUGUGUACGGUUUUUAUCUAAUUUGAUGAAAGUGGCGGCCGCUCCAAACUGCAGACUGUACAGCGUUUAAUUGGAUUAGAGGCUGCAGAGGAUGCUGCUUGUCAAAUUAGGUCCUGAAUGAGCCGUUCUUCACUGACUGCGGACGUACGGCUUUCUUUCUUUUUUUUUUUUUUUUUAAAUAGGCUAACUUGACGCAGGAUUACUUGAAUAGCGCAAACAAUUUGUACGUAGAUUCAUUUGAUUCUUUUAACUGAGGAUCCUUUGCGCGAAUAUGAGCCUCCUCAGGGUGUAAUAAAAGUUUCCAUCCAGUUUUGGAGCCUCUGAAGUCCUCGUGGACAUUGUGAUGAACCACGUGCUCUACAAAGGCGAGGCGUGAUCUGUGCCUGCUCACCCACGGAGCCCUGGCGCUCUUCCCCUUCCCCAAGCUGGCACGGAGCUCUUGGCGAUCGUCGAGGCGCGCCUAAUCCACUUUUGAUGAACUCGGCUAAUGGACUCCCUGCUGUCCUUUAUCUAAAGCGCUCGCUUUCUAGUCAUGAAUACUCCAUAGACACGAGCCCUUCUUCACCACGCCCCUCACACGCAGCAGGAAGGCGGGGUUUCGUCCAUAAAUACCUUCUCUGCACCCUCAAACGGACAAAAAAAAUAAAAAGCCAACUGUUGCAGAUGGAAAUGGCUCGCCACAGUGGACCUUUCAUCCUACGGGAAGCGUUUUCAGACAGUCGCCUGGACGUCAAGGACAGACCCGAGUGGAGCGUCUCUGGACUCCGCCUUCCCGCAGAGUGUGAACGGAGAAGACGGCGGCUAGCCGCGAACGCCCGCGAGCGCCGGAGGAUGCUGGGACUGAACGUGGCAUUCGAGCGGCUGCGCAGCGUCAUCCCGCGCCUGCAGAGCGACCGGAGGCUCUCCAAAUCCGAGACGCUGCAGAUGGCGCAGAUCUACAUCGGAACUCUGAGCGAGAUGCUACAGGACAGAGCGGAAUCUCUGGAGGACAUCUCGGAAACAGAAAAAGGUGACGUUAAAGCGGAGGAAAGAGUGGAACAGGACUCUAGAGACUCGGAAGUGUGCUGUGGAGGACACGUCGAGGAUCCGCUGCGGCACGAGCUCAAAGGAACGAUGAACUUUUGGGAACGGAGCAACGGUGUGAAGUAGAGAGACAAUGUCGUGUUUAAAUACUGUAUAUUUUUGGAAUUUUGUAGAAAUAAAAUUGAGCUGAGAAUUGUACAGACACAAUAAAA